Messenger RNA from Nerophis lumbriciformis (worm pipefish), 2577 nucleotides. Lineage: Eukaryota; Metazoa; Chordata; Actinopteri; Syngnathiformes; Syngnathidae. The record is from RefSeq and is a predicted model, not a curated record.
AUGUGGUUUUCGCCGAGGACAAGUCGUACCCCCUUGCAGAACUGGCACGGAUCCCAGAGUUGCCAAAGUACCAUCUUGCCCCUGUGGCUAUUAACAUUUUGCUGGUGCUUUGCGGCAGUGAAAGGUCAAAGCUACUACCCCACUGUCAACACACAGUAUGGCAAACUCCGAGGGAUGAGGGUGCCUCUGCCCAGCGAGAUUCUCGGCCCGGUGGACCAAUAUCUCGGGGUCCCCUAUGCUGCCUCCCCAGUGGGGGAAAAACGUUUCAUGCCCCCAGAGCCUCCAUCCUCCUGGUCGGGGAUCAAGAAUGCCACCCACUUUGCUCCGGUGUGCCCCCAAAAUAUCCACAACGCCGUACCAGAGAUCAUGAUGCCCAUAUGGUUUACCUACAACCUGGAUAUAGUUACCACUUACAUACAGGAUCAACACGAGGAUUGUCUUUAUCUAAACAUCUAUGUUCCAACUGAGGAUGUUAAAAGAAUAUCCAAGGAAUGUGCCAGGAAACCCAACAAGAAAAUGUGUAGAAAAGGAGGGGCCCAUGCAAAAAAACAAGGUGACGAUUUAUCGGAUAACGACGGUGAUGAAGAUGAAGACAUACGAGACACCGGGGCCAAGCCUGUGAUGGUCUACAUCCACGGGGGAUCCUACAUGGAGGGCACAGGCAAUAUGAUUGAUGGCAGCGUCCUGGCCAGCUAUGGGAAUGUCAUCGUUAUCACCCUCAACUACCGUGUUGGAGUUCUUGGCUUCCUUAGUACUGGAGACCAGGCUGCUAAAGGAAACUACGGGCUGCUAGAUCAGAUCCAGGCAUUGAGAUGGAUCAGUGAGAACAUCGGCUUCUUCGGAGGGGACUCUAACCGCAUCACUGUAUUCGGUUCUGGCAUCGGAGCUUCCUGCGUGAGCCUGCUAACCCUUUCCCACCACUCUGAAGGUCUCUUCCACCGAGCCAUCAUUCAGAGCGGCUCAGCGCUGUCCAGCUGGGCAGUGAAUUACCAGCCGGUCAAGUAUACACGUCUCCUGGCAGAGAAGGUGGGAUGUAAUGUCCUGGACACGUCAGACAUGGUGGACUGCCUUAGGAAGAAAAGCUCCAGGGAGCUGGUGGAGCAGGACAUACAACCUGCAAGGUACCACGUGGCAUUUGGCCCUGUGAUCGAUGGCGACGUCAUUCCGGAUGACCCUGAGAUCCUGAUGGAGCAGGGUGAGUUCCUCAACUAUGAUAUUAUGCUGGGAGUCAACCAAGGCGAGGGGCUGCGCUUUGUGGAGAAUGUGGUGGACUCCGAGGACGGCGUGUCUGGAAAUGACUUUGAUUUCUCUGUAUCGGACUUUGUGGACAGUUUGUACGGAUACCCUGAGGGCAAAGACACUCUGAGGGAGACCAUUAAGUUCAUGUACACAGACUGGGCGGACAAAGAAAACCCAGAAACCAGGCGUAAAACCCUGGUAGCACUGUUCACUGACCACCAGUGGGUGGAGCCGUCGGUGGUAACAGCAGAUCUUCACGCUCGCUAUGGCUCACCCACCUACUUUUAUGCCUUCUACCAUCACUGCCAGAGUCUCAUGAAGCCUGCCUGGUCAGAUGCUGCGCACGGAGAUGAGGUUCCCUAUGUUUUUGGGAUUCCAAUGAUCGGUCCAACUGACCUUUUCCCCUGCAAUUUCUCAAAGAAUGAUGUCAUGCUCAGUGCUGUGGUAAUGACCUACUGGACCAACUUUGCUAAGACAGGGGACCCCAACAAACCAGUUCCCCAGGACACUAAAUUCAUCCACACCAAGGCUAACCGCUUCGAGGAGGUAGCUUGGUCCAAGUACAAUCCCCAGGACCAGCUGUACCUUCACAUCGGCCUAAAACCGCGGGUGCGCGACCACUACCGAGCCACCAAAGUGGCCUUCUGGAAGCACUUGGUGCCCCAUCUGUACAAUCUUCACGACAUGUUCCACUACACCUCCACCACCACCAAAGUGCCCCCGCCGGAUACCACGCAGAACACCCUGUCCACCAAGAGGCCCAACGGUAAGACCACCUGGCCAUUUAACACCAAGCGACCUCCCAUGUCUCCAGCCUACAACAGCGAAGACAAAGACAACUGGAGCGACGACAAGGAGUCUGGGCCUCUGGUGGUGGAGAACCCGCGGGAUUACUCCACCGAGCUCAGCGUCACCAUCGCGGUGGGGGCCUCCCUGCUCUUCCUCAACGUACUGGCAUUCGCCGCCCUCUACUAUCGCAAAGACAAACGGCGGCAGGAAUCCAGCCACGGCCAACCCAGCCCGCAGCGCCAGACCACCUCCAACGACAUCGGGCACCACGCGCCCGAGGAGGAAAUCAUGUCGCUGCAGAUGAACCAGACGCACCACGAGUGCGAGGCGGGGAACAGCAACGACGGGGCGCUGCGCUUGGCCUCGCUACCCGAUUACACGCUCACUCUGCGGCGCUCUCCGGACGACAUUCCCCUCAUGACGCCCAAUACCAUUACCAUGAUCCCUAAUUCCUUGGUGGGCAUGCCAAACCUGCACCCUUACAACACCUUCACGACGGGAUUCAACUCCACAGGCCUGCCGCACUCCCACUCGACCACGCGUGUAUAG